Serpula lacrymans var. lacrymans S7.9 is the source of this 2202-nucleotide messenger RNA. RefSeq lists its product as uncharacterized. Bases 1 to 1581 code for a protein of 526 amino acids. The transcript has 8 exons. Lineage: Eukaryota; Fungi; Basidiomycota; Agaricomycetes; Boletales; Serpulaceae. The record is from RefSeq and is a predicted model, not a curated record.
AUGGCCAUCAAUGUGUACCUGUUACAUGUUCCCACUGCCGUCCAACUUAAUUUCCUUCCAAGUGAAAGGGUUGGUGAGACCGCUUCAUGUUGCGCUGACUAUACUGAUCGUGAGGAGAACCUUGUUGAACAUAACACUGAAGAAGACAAUUCUGAUUUUGUUCUUGAAGCUGUGGGUUACACAAAUGGAGAUCACUCACCUGCUAGCUAUCGGCUGAUGAAAGCUACUGCUCUUGCCCACUGUCUAGACGGUAGGCAAAUUAGUGAACAAGCACCCGCACUUACCAAUCUCAUUCGUAUCUGGAAGUCCAACCCUUACGCAAAACCUUCCAACCAUCAACAGAAAGCUGCUGUCAAGCUUCUUAAUCGUUUAAAAUUCUUAGCCAAGGAUGUGAAGGGUAGUAGUGGCUACAAGCAGUGUUGGUGCAAUGAGAUCUAUAUCAAUCACUUUUUGGUCAGCCUCUUUGGUGACGUGUUGCCCGAGGAGCGGAAAACUUUGAGUAUACUGCAAAGUUUUAUAAACACCAUUUUGAAGUAUGGUAGCAAGCAACCUGGCUUGUUUGGUGUUUGUGACACAUACUAUGGGAUGGUUGAGGCUCAGGGGAGAGACAAGGACUACAAGACCCAGAUUUCCACUUGGUUGGAGUCUAUCAUUCAAUGUGAGCUGCCUGGUAUGAUGGAAGUUGUAAUCGACAGCCCUGACCAUCCACUUCAGAGGCCUCCACGUGCACCCGACCAACUAGAUCCUAGACUUGCAGAUUGGCCGAUAUUGAGUGAAGACAAUGUUCAUUUUGCACAACACUUUCAAGACUUUGUUACUGAUUUAGCGCUCACAUGUAAUUGGCACAAGCAUACGGACAUGUUCUGGAAACACUUGCGACCGGGAGAGCCUUGCAAUGACUCACAUCGUAGGAUGCAAAUAAACGGGUCUACUCAUUCUCUCACUGAACUUGAUAGUGAGACCCAAGGAAUAUUAUUGUGGAGAUUGCACCCAAAGAUUAACAACUUUAAUGACAUUGUCAUCUUCCUACUUAAGUGUAAUAUGGACAUCAAAUAUGUUGGUUCGGGUGAAGCGGCAAAAGCCUUACUUUACUAUAUAAGUGAUUAUAUCACUAAGAGCACGCUCCCCGUGCACGUUGGCCUGGAUGCAUUGCGUUACGCGAUUAAGCAGAACAAGAAGAAAUUUCCCCAAAGUGACGACACUCCUGAGUUGGUGAGGAGUCAAAGUUUGUUCACUAAAAGUGUAAAUGCUAUAAUGGCUCGUCAAGAGAUGUCACAUCAACAAGUCAUGUCCUACCUCAUUGGAGGAGGGGACUGUUAUUGUGUUAUUAGAUGGUCUGAAUUUGACCAAUACAUGUCUUCCCACUUCGCUGGAGACCUUCAGUCUUCAUCCUCUGUAGAAGAUGAUAGUGAUGUCCCUUUUCAUGACAACGCUGGGCACCUACUUCCCUGUGCUGAUGACCAAACUGCACUUACAGAGGAGAUUAGUACAAGGUUCGUCACGAGGAUGGAUGUUUGCGACUACGACCUGGUAGAUCUGCAGCACCCAGAGGGCAAUUCCUGCAUGAACACCCACGGAUGAGAGAACAUCAUCUCAUGCCUGUCCUUCUGGGGCGCCCUCUUCCAAGACCUGAUCGUGAUGGUGAGGAGUUUGAUAAUUGGAGUUGGGCGAUGCUCAUUUUGUUCAAGCCCUGGAGACAUCCCUCCAACUUGAGAUCUACAAACGAGAGUUGGACAGAAGCAUUUCAACAUUAUGAUUUCUCACCUCAACAUAAAAUGCUCAUUGAAAAUGAAUGCAAGGACGUAAGAGACCUACACUCCCACGUCCGUUGAACAAACCCGCAUCAACCUGAACUAUUCACCGCAAUGGAUGGUAUGCAGCAUUCAGAUGACAUUGAGGGUCUCAGAUUCUCUGUUCUAAAUGACCCCUCCCAUUGUGAACGUAUUCUUCUUAACAUGAAUUGCUGUGGAAUUUUUGAUGUCAUUCCCAAUGCACCUGUAAACCCCAAUCUUCACCACUCAACUCUCAUGGCUGAUUGUGACAAAAGGUUAAUAGGUAUGCAAGCAUUGAUGAUGAAAGAGAUCAAGUCAAAAAAAAGACCUACAUCAAACAGACCUUCAAAUAGUGACGACUUGCCACCAACUGGACAUUUGGAGGAUUUUGCUGAGCCCCUCACGCAUGUCACUAAGAUUGCAGGUCCCU